AGAAGGCAGAUUAUUUACAAAUUCUAGAAAACAGAGGAAAAAGCACCAAAGGAGAGCAGAAAAAUAACAGGUAUACAAUGUUCGUCAAGUUCGUGGUGCUGUUCCUUCUUCUUUGGGGAUCUAUAGCGUCACAGCUAAAUGAUAUUGGUUUCACCUACAAUGGAUUUGGAGGAGUUAACAUGGGCUUGGACGGCUUAGCCCAGAUUACAGACAAUGGCCUCCUACUGCUGGUAAACACCACUAAACAACAGAUGGGUCAUGCCUUCUACCCUCAUCCACUCCACUUCAUGAGUUCAUCUACAGGUAGUGUUUUCUCCUUCUCCACUACUUUUGUAUUUGCCAUGUUCACUCAGUUCACUUCAAUUGGAGGUACUGCAAUGGCGUUCGUGAUGGCACCCUCAAAAAAGUUCCCAGGUGCUUCACCAGCAGGUUAUAUCGGACUCUUCAACAUCACCACCGUCGGCAAUUCAUCGAACCAUGUCAUCGCGGUUGAAAUGGAUACCAUCAAAAGUCCGGAAUUCAAUGACAUCGAUGGAAACCAUGUUGGUAUAGAUAUCAACGACUUGAAAUCUGCUCAAUCUGCUCCAGCUUCUUAUUUUAGUGAUCAAGAGAAUCGAUAUGUGAACCUCACCCUCUUCAGUGGACAAGCUAUGCAACUUUGGGUGGAAUAUUCUGGUCCUCAAAAGCAACUUAAUGUGACUUUAGCUUCAAUUGAUGUCCCUAAACCAACGAUCCCUCUCUUGUCCUUGAACAUUGAUCUCUCUCCAAUCGUCGUAGAUCCUAUGUUUGUGGGCUUCUCUUCUGCUACUCACACCUUCGAUGUACACAAUUAUGUGUUGGGUUGGAGUUUUAAGAUGAACGGGAAAGCCAAAGAACUAACACUCUCACAGCUUCCUAAGCUUCCUCGUUUCGGACCUAAAAAGAAAUCUAAAAUGUUCAGUGUUGGAGUACCUGUGAUUGUUGUUACUUUGCUGUUAGUCUUCAUCUUCAUCAUCCAAUUUAUAGUUAAAACGAAGAAAAAGUUUGCUGAAGUGCUUGAGGAUUGGGAAUCGGAGUAUAGACCUCACAGGUUCAAAUAUAGAGAUCUCUAUAUUGCCACCAAAGGGUUUAAGAACAAUGAGCUUCUUGGAACUGGUGGCUUUGGUCGGGUCUACAGAGGUGUACUACCCAGAUCCAAAGCCGAAGUUGCGGUGAAGAGAGUAUCAUACAAUUCUACACAGGGGGAAAGAGAAUUUGUUGCUGAAAUCGUGAGUAUUGGUAAAUUGCGGAACCGGAACAUAGUACCACUCUUGGGCUAUUGCCGACGUAAAGGAGAGCUCUUUCUAGUCUAUGAUUUCAUGCCCAAUGGGAGUCUAGACAAAUUCCUCUUCGAUCAAACAACGAUAGGGAAGAUGCUCAAUUGGAAUCAAAGAUUUAGAAUCAUCAAAAGUGUCGCAGCCGCGUUGUUAUAUCUACAUGAAGAAUGGGAAAAAAUAGUGGUUCAUAGAGAUGUGAAGUCUAGCAAUGUCUUAAUUGACAAGGAGUUCAAUGGAAGAUUAGGAGAUUUUGGGCUUGCAAGAUUAUAUGAUCAUGGAACUGUUCCUCAAACCACCCAUGUCAUGGGGACGCUAGGUUAUCUUGCACCAGAACUUUGUAGAAAUGGAAAAGCAAAUCCCAGUGUGGAUGUGUUUGCAUUUGGGAUUUUUUUGCUUGAAGUUGCUUGUGGUAGGAGGCCUAUAGAGCCACAAGCAUCAAAAGAGUGUGUGUUGUUGGUGGAUUGGGUGCUCUCAAGUUGGGGUAAGGGAAUGAUUCUAGAUACUGUGGAUCGAAAACUGGGAAUGAAUUAUGAAGUGGAGGAAAUAGAGUUGGUGUUAAAACUUGGAUUGCUUUGUUCUCACUCAAUUCCAAAUGCAAGGCCCUACAUGCGACAAGUUGUGCGGUACUUGGAGGGGGAGGUCCCUCUAUCGGACAUAACAUUGCUUGGUCUAAGCACAACCACAAAUGACAAAACUUUGGUCAGUCUUGGGAGCACUGUGACUCGGUCAUCUUCUGUUGUUGCAGAAUCUGUACUCUCUGGUGGCCGAUGAUAUUCUAUUUUGGUAAUUCUCUAUUUUAAUUCAGGUUUUUAUCAGAUUUAAAUUGAGAUCGUGCGUCAUUAAUAGCUUCUCUUUUUCUGUAUUUAUAAUUACGUAGCCCCCCGCCAGGUUAGGUUAAUUAAAUUUGUUUUAGUAUGUUUUGAGGGUAGAAGACCCUAAUUGGUCGCAUGGCGCUGUAACUUUUAUUUCCAUCUUAUGUUUAGGCCUUUUAGAGUAAAUUUUAUA
Macadamia integrifolia is the source of this 2300-nucleotide messenger RNA. Its product is annotated as L-type lectin-domain containing receptor kinase IV.1-like. NCBI's taxonomy places the organism in Eukaryota, Viridiplantae, Streptophyta, Magnoliopsida, Proteales, Proteaceae. The transcript has a single exon. The record is from RefSeq and is a predicted model, not a curated record. Bases 78 to 2066 code for a protein of 662 amino acids. Gene Ontology annotation, biological process: protein phosphorylation. Gene Ontology annotation, cellular component: plasma membrane. Gene Ontology annotation, molecular function: ATP binding; carbohydrate binding; protein kinase activity.